This is a messenger RNA of Lolium rigidum, 2087 nucleotides long. RefSeq names its product putative UPF0481 protein At3g02645. Bases 83 to 1825 code for a protein of 580 amino acids. Lineage: Eukaryota; Viridiplantae; Streptophyta; Magnoliopsida; Poales; Poaceae. The transcript has a single exon. The record is from RefSeq and is a predicted model, not a curated record.
CGCCGUGGCGGCACAGCACAGGCACACGCACCCUGCCCCGCCCUGCACACGUACAUAGCGAGCGAGCGCAGAGAAGUUAUUCAUGGCCUCCAGCUCCGACGAGGGCAGCGGCAGCGGUCGCCGGCCGCUCGUGUUCGACGAGCUCCGGUGGGUGGUGCAGAUCCGGGAGUCCCUGACGGAGGACGCCGACGACGAGGACGACAACGGCAUCCCGGUGUCGGUGUUCAACGUGCCCAAGCAGCUGCUGGUGCACAAGCCUGAGGCGUACGUGCCCCAGUUCAUCGCCAUCGGCCCCUACCACCACUGGCGUCCCGAGCUGUACGAGAUGGAGCGCUACAAGCUCGCCUCCGCCCGUCGCGCGCAGCGCCGCCUCCGCCCAGCAGGCCUCAAGCUCGACGCCCUCGUCGCCCAAUUCGCCGACCGCCUCGAGCGCAAGAUCCGCGCCUACUACCACCGCUACCUCGACUUCAGCGGCGAGACGCUCUCCUGGAUGAUGGUCGUCGACGGCGCCUUCCUCCUCGAGUUCUUGCAGAUCUACGCCUCCGCCGCUGAUGAUGGUAGUGGCAAGCCGGCGCUGCGGAGGGUGUCGUCGAGGAUGGCGCACCUGGUGGACUUUGCAGGGAGGAAGUCGGCCCACGGGCUGAUACUCCGGGACAUGCUCAUGCUGGAGAACCAGAUCCCGCUGUUUCUUCUUCGCAAGAUCCUCGAGCCGCAGUGCGCGUCGCAGGAGGAGGCCGGCGCUGUUCUCGCGAGUAUGGUCACCGGGUUCACGAAGGAGCUCUUCCCGUUCAAGAUGAUCGACGGUGACUUCCCGGCGGUCGACGUCGCUAAGCACGCGCACCUGCUCGAGCUGCUUUACUACCUGAUAGUGCCCAAGCCAACCGAGGACGACGCGGCGGAGGCACACGACCACGACGAGAGCUACGACAUCGAGGAGCAGCCGGAGAACGGCGGCGGCAGCGGAGGUGACGAGAAAGCGUCCGGUGGUGGCGGCGAGUACGUCGCGCAGCUGUUCGCCGCGUUGUGGGGCGUGGCGUCGAAGAUAGGGAGAGGCCCUCUCCACCUCAUAAUGAAGCCGAUCGCGUUCGCGGUGAAGGCGCCGUGGAAGAUGCUCACGGUCGUGCCCGGGAUGUCCGGGAUAAAGCACCCCGUCGAGUCGUUCUUCAUGUCCGGCGCCGACGGUAGUGUCGACCCGUCAUCCACGUCGUCCAACCUGAGCCGGCCGCCGCUGAUCGAGGAAAUCAUGGUCCCGUCGGUCACCGAGCUAGUCAACGCCGGCGUGCAGGUAGCCGCCACAACCGGUGGCCUCUCGAGCAUCAGCUUCGACUGCAAGACGGCGACGCUGCACCUCCCGGUGGUGACCGUCGACAGCAACACGGAGGUGAUGGUCCGGAACCUCGUCGCCUACGAGUCUUCGGCGGCGUCCGGCCCGUUGGUGCUCACCCGGUACACGGAGCUGAUGAACGGCAUCAUCGACGGCGACGGGGACGUGGCCCUGCUGCGGAAGCGCGGCGUGGUGCUGAACCGGAUGAAGAGCGAUGGCGAGGUGACGAAGCUAUGGAACGGGAUGAGCAAGUCGACGCGGCUGACGAAGGUCCGGGCGGUGGACAUGGCGGUGGAGGAGAUGAACCGGUACUACAACGGCCGGUGGCGCGUGAAGACGAAGCGGUUCUUGAGGAAGUACGUGUUCAACUCGUGGCAGCUGCUCACCUUCCUCGCCGCCAUCAUGAUGCUGAUGCUCACCACGCUACAGGCCUUCUGCUCCGUCUAUACCUGCUCCCGGUGGUUCGGCGCCGUCACCGUCUCGGCGGCGACGGGAGAAUGAUUUAAGUAAAAUCGACCCGUUGCAUUUCUGGUUUCGGCUACGCGACACUAAUAUGCAUGUGUUUGCAAGGUUUGACUUCCAGUGGAUCGAGUAGUUGUGCAAUUUACAAUUUUUUUGGGUGUGGAAUCUGGCCAUGCCAUUGCUUUGGGAACAUACUUUUUUUUUUCUUAACUGUUUGGGAACAUACUUGUGGUUAUCAUAAAAAUGGGUGUUAUUCUAACAUAAUAUAUUCUGGGGGUGUACGGUGUACCUUCUUUUUUGA